Molecule: messenger RNA, 1094 nt
Organism: Striga asiatica
Lineage: Eukaryota; Viridiplantae; Streptophyta; Magnoliopsida; Lamiales; Orobanchaceae
Source: the annotation of a GenBank genome assembly
AAUUGCAAUUCUAUCUUUCCCUUCAAACAAGACGGCGAAUAAUAACUGAUUAGCUUCAGAAAUAUCUCAACUUUGGCUUCCCUUUUCGGUUCUUUGAUGUUUGGUUGAAAACCAGUACAAUUAUUUAGGAAAUGAUAAUAUCCACCAGCCCCCUUCACCACCACACUCUUCCUUGCGCCGGAACUCCGACCUCCGGCGACACUUCCUUCCGGCGACAAUGUGAAUUCCUUCCAAGACCCAGAAACCUCUGCUUCUCGAACGACUUAGUCCGGCCUCUUUUCUUACAGAUGCCUUCUUGUCGGAACUCGCUGUUUUCUCGUAUGGCUGUCGGCUCGAAUGUGAGUGAAGAUACAGAUGAUAUGUUUGAUGACUUGUUCAAGAAGUAUGGGAAGGUAGUCUAUAGAAGAAACGAUCAAAAGCCCGUCAGUGAAGAGGUUGAUGAGGAUGCAGAAAGCUUGACUUUUGCCAUGGCAUUGGCUAAGGUUGCGAAUGAUGUGAAGGCGGCAGAUAUAAGGCUUCUCUUUGUGAAGCCUCUUGUUUACUGGACUCGUUUUUUUAUCAUUGCCACAGCAUUUUCUAGGCCUCAGAUAGAUGCAAUUGGGACGAGAAUAAGGGAUUUAGCUGAGACAAAAUACGGGAGAACAUCAACUGGGGACUUCAAACCCAACUCCUGGACAUUGCUGGACUUCGGUGAUGUGGUUGUACACAUUUUCCUUCCCCAGCAAAGGGAGUUUUACAACUUGGAAGAGUUCUACGGCAACGCAACACCUAUUGUGUUGCCUUUUGAAGACCAAAAAACCCUUUCAGAGUUGACAAAAACCAAUCAAUCAUGAGUGACAAAAAUGACAUUCUACUGGAAAAGGCUGUCUAGAACAAAAAUGCUGUUCAUGGCUCUUGUAAUAUGUUUGUGACCAAGAUCAAUUAUUCUUGUUUCUUUGGAGUGUAAUUUAAAUGACGUUGGAAAUUCUAUGCGCUCAUUUUGCUUGUCAAAGAAAGUCUAAUCACAGAUCACUGUGCCUGAAGGUGGACUGUGAUGUAGCAACAAUAAACACAAAUGUCAUUCCAAGCUCAAUCCACCAAAAUAACAAACUUUC